ACCCGUUUCCUCUCCAAGUUUAGCCACCGCAAUCGCAUCGUCCUAGGGUUUAAGCAGCAGCAGCAGCCCCGCCGCAUCCAGAUCCCCAACCCAAACCCUCGAACCCGGAGAACUCGCCGCCGACGACAGCCAAGAUGUUUCUAGGCGCGAUGCCCCGGAAGCCGAGCAAGGAGGCGGCGUACAAGGAGCUGCGCUUGCAUCUCAGCAUCAUGGCGGGCUGCAUCGCCGUCAUCCGCGCCGCCCCCUACAUCCUCCACUACCUCACCCGCGAGCCCGGCAUGACGGAGCUCAAGCUCGAGCUCUAGGUGCGACUGGGAUGGUUAAGUUACUCUCAGGAGCAGACUUUGAAGUACCUUGUCAAACAUGAAAUUAGUUUUCCUUGUUAGUAUUUCGUCUUUCUAUAGUGUGAGAAUUCAAUGACAGUGUUCGCAUAAACUCUGUUGGUUGUGGUUACCACUGCCACUGCCCCAGCAACUUUGUGGGUUUUUAACAAUCAGUGAUGCGUGCCUCAUAUAUUUCAUUAUUGCUGGGAUGUGAUUUGUCGUUGCUA
Molecule: messenger RNA, 550 nt
Organism: Triticum urartu
Lineage: Eukaryota; Viridiplantae; Streptophyta; Magnoliopsida; Poales; Poaceae
Gene: TOM6
Product: translocase of the outer mitochondrial membrane 6
Cellular component (GO): mitochondrial outer membrane translocase complex
Source: RefSeq, a predicted model, not a curated record